Messenger RNA from Stereum hirsutum FP-91666 SS1, 1489 nucleotides. RefSeq names its product TBP-domain-containing protein. Gene Ontology annotation, biological process: DNA-templated transcription initiation. NCBI's taxonomy places the organism in Eukaryota, Fungi, Basidiomycota, Agaricomycetes, Russulales, Stereaceae. The transcript is spliced from 4 exons. The record is from RefSeq and is a predicted model, not a curated record. Bases 101 to 1006 code for a protein of 301 amino acids. Gene Ontology annotation, molecular function: RNA polymerase II general transcription initiation factor activity; DNA binding.
CUCUCCCGCCACAACAUUUUCCCACGCCUCAAAAAUCUCGCUCUCAUCGUUGCCACUGCCGUUCACCUCUCCGUCCAUCCAAUAAACUCUUUUAUACGUCAUGUCUUUCGCGUUGCCCGCUCGUCAAGUCACCUUUGGUGGUCGCUCUCAAUGGGUUCCUCCCUCGCAGCAGCAGCAGCAACAGCAACAGCAACAACAGCAGGCUCAGCAAAACGCGCCCGCGCAUGGCCUUGCCCUCCCCUCCGGGCCCGCCACAUACAAUGCCGGACCUCUUGCUCUACCAGGUCCUGCGCCCUCAUCAGUUCCCGCAUUCCAGUCCACCCUCGCUGGUCAAACGAGCUCGCACUCUCCCCCAACCUAUCCCAACAGUCAGCAGAAUGCCAUCGCUGGCCCUUCUACGCCGGCUGCUGUUCCCGCCACCCCAGCACCCCUCACUCUCGAGCAGCAGCACAUCACUGCCGUCGAGGGCAUCGUUCCUACGCUGCAGAACAUUGUGGCCACCGUCAACCUCGACUGCCGACUCGAUUUGAAGACGAUCGCCCUUCAUGCCAGGAAUGCGGAGUAUAAUCCCAAGCGUUUCGCCGCCGUCAUCAUGCGUAUUCGCGACCCAAAGACGACCGCUCUAAUCUUCGCAUCGGGCAAGAUGGUUGUCACGGGCGCGAAGUCUGAGGACGACUCGCGUCUCGCUUCCCGCAAGUACGCGAGGAUCGUGCAAAAGCUCGGGUUCGACGCCAAGUUCUCCGAGUUCAAGAUCCAGAACAUCGUCGGUUCUUGUGACGUCAAGUUCCCCAUUCGCCUUGAGGGUCUGGCAUACAGUCACGGGCAAUUCAGCAGUUAUGAACCUGAGUUGUUCCCUGGUCUCAUUUACCGCAUGAUCAAGCCAAAGGUCGUCUUGCUCAUCUUUGUUUCGGGUAAAAUUGUGCUCACCGGUGCAAAGGUCCGAGAAGAGAUCUACACCGCGUUCAACACGAUCUACACUGUGCUUGUCGAGUUCCGCAAGCCCUGAUCGCUGUCUGACACCGUGUUCUUCUCCAUCGCUCUUCACCCCUUCGCGGCAUCGAUCCUUGUAUCAUGUCCUUCGCCUCUAUAUAUCCCAGCUCAGUUGAGCAACCAUACAGAGCGCUUAAAACUUUCGGGGUUGAGGGCGCAUGGCACUUUGGACAUCGUUCGGUUAUUCUUGGACUACUUGCCUAUGUCGCGCGUUACCUUUACCUCAUUCUAUUGUUCUUUGUCGCCCCCCAUUCCACAUCAUCCCCUCUUCUCGCUCUGUCACCCCUAUGUUUGUCCCCCUCCGUACACCAUGCAUGAUUCUCCUUUGUCACUGUUACUGUCCUAACAUUAUCCACCCGUCCUCAACCGCAAUUACUUAACGAUAUUCGUACAAUACGAUUCACUACAUGUUUCCUUCCUUUUUCUCUUCAUACAACGUUGGGUAGCAGCAUUGGCUCCCUUCUAUUAGGUAAACUUGUUGGCAAUUGCAUAUUAACAU